CUUGUUCCGCCAGAGAGAGAAAGAGAGCGAGAGAUGGAAAAAGGAGGGAAGAACUGGAAUUUUCAGGCGACUCAAUCCCAAGACAUGAGCAAUGCUUCCGCCAUCACUGUCCGAGCAGUACUCAACAAGCUAAUGGGGAAUCUCAACAAAGACGAUCACAGGCAGAUUAUACCCCUCGGCCACGGUGACCCCUCGGCGUUUCCUUGCUUCCGCACCUCUAUCGCCGCCGAAGAUGCCCUCGUCGACGCUCUCAGAUCGGCUAAAUAUAAUCGCUAUGCGCCCACAGUUGGUCUUCUUCCUUCCAGAAGGGCUAUUGCAGAUCAUCUCAAUAUUGACCUCCCAUACAAGUUAUCGCCGGAUGAUGUGUAUAUUACACUUGGAUGUACACAAGCCAUUGAAAUCGCCAUAACAGCCCUUUCCCGCCCUGGUGCCAACAUUUUACUUCCAAAACCUGGCUUCCCGUAUUAUGAAGCUCAAGUGGCAGUUAGAUGUCUUGAAGCUCGCCAUUUCAAUCUUCUUCCUGAAAGUGGUUGGGAGGUUGAUCUUGAAGCUGUUGAGGCUCUUGCAGAUGAGAACACAAUUGCCAUGGUUAUCAUCAACCCUGGAAAUCCUUGUGGCAAUGUGUACAGUUAUGAACACUUGAAGAAAAUUGCGGAGACAGCCAGAAGGCUUGGUAUUCUGGUCAUUGCCGACGAAGUGUAUAACCAUCUUGCAUUUGGCAGUAACCCAUUUGUGCCAAUGGGAACAUUUGGAUCAAUAGCGCCUGUUCUUACACUCAGCUCUAUAUCGAAAAGAUGGAUUGUUCCUGGUUGGCGGCUGGGUUGGCUUGUCACUACUGAUCCCAAUGGCAUCCUUCAGAAAGCUGGGAUAGUUGAGUCCAUCAAGGGCUCUCUCGACCUCACUGCUGAUCCUGUGACCUUCAUUCAGGGGGCAAUUCCUCAAAUCCUUGAGAAUACGAAGGUUGAUUUCUUUUCAAAGAUAAUUGGCCUACUUAGAGAGGGUGCAGACACAUGUUGGGAUAAAAUUAAGGAGAUCCCUUGCAUCACUUGCCCAAAUAAACCAGAAGGAUCAAUGUUCGUAAUGGUUAAACUGAAUGUAGCACUACUGGAAGACAUCGACGAUGAUAUGGACUUCUGUCUUAAACUGGCUCAGGAAGAAUCAGUCAUUGUUCUACCCGGAAUAGUUGUGGGAUUGAGAAAUUGGCUCCGAAUAACUUUUGCUAUUGAGCCUUCAGCCCUGGAAGAUGGCCUUGAGAGAAUGAAGGCCUUCUACUUCAGGCAUGCCAAGAAGCAAGCAAUGAACUCUAUCCAGACUUAAUCAAGUGGAAUCAAUCAAUGGAUUGUUGAUUGAUUGUGGUUAGAUCUACGAGUCAGUUUAAGUAAUUAUGUAAUAAAAUCCUCCCAUGACAUGCUAUUGCGUUUCAAUUGAAAGUUGAGGCAGUGCAAGGGGUGGUGGUGUAGUGAAGAAAUCUGUUGCAGAUAAGAUUGCCAAAUCAAUUAAACUAUUUAUUAAGCUUUGCACCUGUUAAAAUGCAUCUAUUGUGUCCUAUGCUAUCCUGGAAGUAGUCCUAUGUCAUCUUCUGUAUGUUUAAAUCAGUCAAUGUGUAUUUUCAUAAUAAAAUAAUGGUUGGUUUGGUUGCAA
Molecule: messenger RNA, 1641 nt
Organism: Tripterygium wilfordii
Lineage: Eukaryota; Viridiplantae; Streptophyta; Magnoliopsida; Celastrales; Celastraceae
Product: probable aminotransferase TAT2
Exons: 7
Coding region: 34-1317 (427 amino acids)
Biological process (GO): biosynthetic process; amino acid metabolic process
Molecular function (GO): transaminase activity; pyridoxal phosphate binding
Source: RefSeq, a predicted model, not a curated record